Molecule: messenger RNA, 1939 nt
Organism: Loa loa (African eye worm)
Lineage: Eukaryota; Metazoa; Nematoda; Chromadorea; Rhabditida; Onchocercidae
Exons: 11
Coding region: 51-1421 (456 amino acids)
Cellular component (GO): membrane
Source: RefSeq, a predicted model, not a curated record
AAUUUCAGAUUUCACUUUAAUUUCUCUUCUGGCUAUUUCAUACUCUCUCAAUGGGUGCACUUCUGGCAACACCCGGAUGCAUCUCAUCGCUAGCAUGUUGCUGCGGUAGUGCGGCAUGCUCUUUGUGUUGCGCAGCAUGUCCAUCUACCCGAAGCUCACUGACUACCAGAGUAAUGUAUGCUGGAAUGUUGUUAAUCAGUACAUUCAUGGCUUGUCUGAUGCUUGCACCUGGUAUACAAGCUAAACUUGCUGAUUCGAAUUGGUUUUGUGAAGGUCUGUCCGGAAUUGCUGGAAUAAAUUGUUCCCAUGCUGUCGGUUUCCAGGCUGUUUACAGACUUUGCGGAGCAGUGGUCAUUUUCUUUUUCGCACUGAUGAUUCUAAUGUUGGGGGUGAAAUCAUCCCAUGACGUACGAUCGAAAAUUCAGAACGGCUUUUGGUUCUUCAAAUACGUGAUUGUUAUUGGGAUCACUGUCGGGUUGUUUUAUGUCAGUUCGGAGAAAAUUUCUUCACCUCUAAUGUGGAUUGGAUUGAUCGGUGGCUUUAUUUUCAUCCUUCUACAACUUAUAUUGAUCGUCGAUUUCGCUCAUUCGCUUGCUGAAGGAUGGAUGGAAAAAUAUGAAGAGAAUGAAAGUCGCACAUGUUAUUGUGGAUUGUUAAUGUUCACCUCUCUGUCGUAUACGUUAGCCGUCGGUGCUGUCGUGCUAAUGUACCUGUUUUACACUGCGGGAAAUUCGUGUCACAUGCCGAAGUUAUUCAUUUCUUUCAAUGUCAUUCUCUGUGUGCUAGUUUCUGCCUUAUCAAUCCUCCCACGUAUACAGGAACGAAUGCCUCGAUCAGGCCUGUUGCAGUCAUCGUUCAUUACUCUCUACGUAAUGUACGUCACAUGGUCAGCACUGAUCAAUAAUCCAGAUAAAGAAUGCAAUCCUUCGUUGAUUAAUAUUUUUACCAAUCAUACAACUCCUUAUGGCCAGGAUAUUUAUGGAACACCGUUGCCGGCUGAAUCUAUGAUUUCCCUUCUGAUUUGGUUCGUCUGUAUACUCUACGCAUCAUUCCGGACCUCAUCGAGUUUCAAUAAAAUUGCGGGUGGCUCACCACAUGGAGUAGUGGAUGAUGCAGAUAACGGUUCUCAGCAGCAUAUUAUCACACCUAUCGAAGAUAAUCUCGAACGCGGACGUAUUUGGGAUGACGAGUCAGAUGCUGUUUCAUAUAGCUACUCAUUUUUCCACUUUGUAUUUGGGCUGGCUUCAUUGUAUGUAAUGAUGACUCUCACAUGCUGGUACAAGCCGGAUAGUGACUUACGUCAUCUAAACAGCAAUAUGGCAGCAGUUUGGGUAAAAAUUGUAUCUUCUUGGCUUUGCCUUGCAAUUUAUGCAUGGACGCUUGCAGCACCAGCAAUUUUUCCUGAUCGUGACUUUUCGUGAAAUUGAAAAAUCUGAUCCUAAUUAAAACCGAAGUGAAUUUUGGAAUUUCAUCCCACAAAUUAAGAUUUUGUACAUAAUUUCAUAAUUUGAUACCUACUUCUCUUUGCUUAUUUUUAGUGUUGAAUGGAAAAAUUUUUUCUUGCCGUCGCUGAGAUAUAAUUUUCUCUCAUAUUUUCCGUUUUAAUCUGCAGUCAAUAUGUGUAUAUUUUGUCAUGAAUUAAAUAUUUUGUAUUUCUUGAAUGCUUAGUUCAUUAUCUCUAUACAUACAUUUGACAUGUUCUACAUGAUGUCAGUGUCCAUUCAUCUCUCUUGUGAAAGCUGUUAUGAAUCAAAAAGGAUUAUUUAUUUUAAUCAGUAACUAGGUGAGUCCCGAAUUGAUCAACUGUACCAACACUUUUUGAGAUAAGACAUGAUCUUUUUUGAUGGAAUCAUAAAACUCAUUUCAUAUUCGAUAGCACUAAAUUGUACGCGAUAAAUGAUUAUCGUUGCUUUUUCUCCGUGAUUAUGCAGUAAAGCAU